UGUCAGUCCCAAACACAAAAACAAAACAAAGCCAAAACAAAAAAACAAAAAGAUCGAGAGAUGAUUCAUCAAACAAAAACACUCUUGGUAUCGGCGCCACUUCCGUGGCGCGACCGGCGAUAAAUUGAAAAGAAGAAGAAAAAAAAACACAAAGAGCGAGCGAGAGCGAGAGAUCCUGGAGGUCCGAUCCUGGCACGGAUCGCGUAUGUGUGCUCGAGAGCGAUGGGAAGAAGAGGUUGUUUGUAGGCCAGUUUGUAGUUGCUGUGCGUGUGCGCGUUCAGGCAGGUAGCGCCAGGUAGCGCACCGGUACAGCACCACCCCCCUGCCCACCACCACCACCACCACGCUCCCGUUGCCGCUGCACACACAUUACACGCAAUGUGUGUAGGGCGCGUUGGAGUUUGGCUUCCACCAGUAGCAGCACCAGCAGCAGCAGCAGCAGUAGCGAGUCACUAGAUGCCGAUGAUCAUGCUGCUGAUGAUGAUGAUGAUGACGAUUCUGUGGUGGAGCGAGGUGGAGCGAGGUGGAACCGCCAGUUUUCUAUAUAUAUAACACGGCCACUGUUCCACGGUUUCAGGUAUUCGAUGCCCUUCUCUCGCCCGGAGUAGAUCGCACAGCAGCAGCAGCAGCAGCAGCAGAAGCAGCAGCAGAAGCGAGUUAGCCCAGUUAGCUAGUAUUGUAGUCAAAGGCUUACCGAUUUGUGGCGUGACGGCGUGUGUAUUGGAUGUUUGUUUGUGCUUGUGUCUGCUCUCAACGCGGGCGCGUUUUGAUCGAAACAAAAUAAAGAGUUCAGCAGCAGCAGCAGCAGCAGCAACAGCAGCAGAAGCAGUAGGGAUUCUUCCUACGCUACUAGCACCCGCCAGUGAUUAGCAACCAAGUGUGCAAAGUGAUAACUAGAGGCGAGAGGCAGUGAGCGAGAGGUGCAAGUCACCGAGUCGAUCCUGAUCCACCGGAUCCCAGAACUGCGUGCACAAGUGAGGAGGGAGUGAGAGCGUGAGAGAGAGAGAGAGAGAGAGAGAGAGUACAGGAAAGCCCCAAAGCACGAGGACACUCAGCAAUCAAACUCAACGGCAAGGUUCUGUUCUGUGCUGUGCUGUCGUCGUCGUCGUCGUCGUCGUCGUCGAAAGUUUCCCGUGUUGCUGUGUGUCUGUGUGCGCGCGCGCAAGCCAAUUACUCAUUUCAACCAGAAUCACCAUCAUCAUCAUCAUGCCAGGACGUCCACUGUGGCAGGUCGCUGGAAAGCGGGACCGGGACCAGGAGCGCGAAGCCCAGCACUGGAUCGAGACGGUGAUUGGCGAGAAGUUCCCGGCCGGUCACCUGUACGAGGACUGCCUGCGCGACGGUAUCCUGCUCUGCCGGCUGAUGAACCGCCUGUCGCCGGGCAUCGUGCCGAAAAUCAACACUUCCGGCGGUGACUACAAGAUGAUGGACAACAUCAAUCAGUUCCAGAAGGCGUGCAUCAAGUACGGUGUCGCGGAUGUCGAUCUCUUCCAAACGACUGACCUGUGGGAUCGAAAAAACGUCGCCCUCGUCACCACCACCAUCUUCGCCGUGGGCCGUGCGUGCUACAGACACCCGGAGUUCCGCGGACCGUACCUUGGCCCGAGACCGGCCGAGGAGAACCGGCGCGAGUUCACCGAGGAGCAGCUGCGAGCUGGCGAGGGUCUGAUCGGCCUGCAGGCCGGCUCCAACAAGGGGGCAACACAGGCCGGGCUGAACUUCGGUGCGACCAGAAAGAUUCUACUUGGCAAGUAGGGGGCGGGCCGCAUCGCCGUGCUGGCGGGAGGAUGCGAGAUAGCAACCGACGGCAACCGACGGCAACGACGGACACAUAGUGUACAGAGUUUUGUGGAGAACAGCUUCCACCGCUCGUCGCGUUCGUCUUAAAAUCGAUCAUCCCAACAUCGCAUGGCACUGCGACACCGCGUCCGCCGCCGCUAAUUUAUUGCCUAUUUAUUAUAUUACCGCUAAGGCUCCAAGUGGAGCCCUCCUACUAACCUGCGAAACUCGUGUGCCAAGCGAUGCCUACAAAUCUUGUCUCUGCUGCUGCUAUUGCUUCUCUUUCUUUUACUAUUCGUCGUUGCAAACAUCUUUCAACUUCACACCGACACGCACUCACUAACAUCCUGCGCGCACAUUGAAGCGAAAAAUAGGAUUUGCAGGAGGAAACAUAUCCGACUGAGUCGGCUUCGCUGCACCGUUGGCGGAUGACCAAUUGGGGGAUUUCUUUUCUAACGAGACAAAAUAAAGUACAAUUUUGCUUUUCACCGAUA
Anopheles aquasalis is the source of this 2273-nucleotide messenger RNA. RefSeq names its product muscle-specific protein 20. Lineage: Eukaryota; Metazoa; Arthropoda; Insecta; Diptera; Culicidae. The record is from RefSeq and is a predicted model, not a curated record. Gene Ontology annotation, biological process: actin filament organization. Gene Ontology annotation, molecular function: actin filament binding. Gene Ontology annotation, cellular component: actin cytoskeleton.